Helianthus annuus (common sunflower) is the source of this 1373-nucleotide messenger RNA. Its product is annotated as peter Pan-like protein. Gene Ontology annotation, cellular component: preribosome, large subunit precursor. Gene Ontology annotation, molecular function: rRNA binding. The transcript has 8 exons. Gene Ontology annotation, biological process: rRNA processing; ribosomal large subunit assembly. Lineage: Eukaryota; Viridiplantae; Streptophyta; Magnoliopsida; Asterales; Asteraceae. The coding region runs from base 278 to 1204 and encodes 308 amino acids. The record is from RefSeq and is a predicted model, not a curated record.
UUUGUUUUUUUGUUUUUUUUUUUUUUUUUAAUUCUAAAACCCAUUUAGGGUUUAACUAAAAAAACAAGACACUGCACAACUUUUAGUUCUUAGCCUCCACCCUCUCCACUUCUCCACCGCCCAGCCCCUGCCCCCACUCCACCGCCCAUUACCCCCAAAAUCAUCGGCCUUUUCGUCCUCGUUACCCCGAAGGCCCCACCACCAUCCAACUCCGGCAGCCACCCUCACUCUCUCAGCUUGCAGUUUCGAAGACCGAGUUUUUUCAAUUAAUCAGCAGAUGGCUCGUUUUCGUAAUAAAAAGAAGGUGGCGUUUGUGAAGCCUGCAAAGAAGCAACCUCCGCAGAAUGUGGAUCAUGUUACGGGUGACAAGAUACCGAGGAGCUUUGUUUUUUCACGCUUGAAAUUACCUGCUACGCUUAAACAGUUGCAAGCGGACCUGAGAAAAGUGAUGCUUCCGUAUACGGCUUUGAACCUAAAGGAGAAGAAACGCAACAACCUUAAAGAUUUCUUGAACGUUGCGGGGCCCAUGGGAGUUACACAUUUUCUCAUGUUGUCAAAAACAGGCACUUCACCGUACUUGAGAGUUGCAAGAACACCGCAAGGCCCCACUCUUACGUUCAAAAUUCAGGAAUACUCGUUGGCGGUUGAUAUCGCUAACUCCCAGUUACGCCCACGAGUACCGAAAGAUCUCUUCAAAAACUCUCCUUUGAUUGUGCUGUCGGGUUUCGGAACCGGGGAGCAACACUUGAAGUUGACUACCAUUAUGUUUCAAAACAUAUUCCCUGCCAUUGACAUCAACACGGUUAAACUUUCGUCAUGCCAGAGAAUCGUGUUACUUAAUUACAACAAGGAGACUAAACUUAUCGAUUUUCGACAUUAUUCUAUUAGAUUGCAGCCCGUUGGUGUUUCUCGUAGAAUUAGAAAAUUUGUUCAAAACCAUAAAGUGCCCGAUCUCAGCAGCCUUCAAGAUGUCAGUGACUUUAUCACAAAGGCUGGUUACGGAUCGGAAAGUGAGGGGGAUGAGGAAGCGGCAACUGUAAGCUUAGCAAGUGAUGUCGGGAGAGUUAACAAGGCAUCUACCAAAAGUGCUGUGAAGCUUCAAGAGAUUGGACCUAGGAUGACUCUCGAUCUUAUCAAGAUUGAGGAUGGCUUAUGCAGCGGCACAGUAAUUUUCGGAAAUAGGUGGGUAGAAGGACCAUGGUGAAGAAGAAUCUAAAGGAAGUGAAGAUGAUAUUGCAGAAUAGUAAGUUAUGUAAAACACAAAACCGUCAUGAAAACGUUAAGCUUGUGUUCGGUUAGGUGUUUCGGAAUCUUUGAGAACGCGUUUUGAUGACUACAAUGUUUUUUAAAAAUCAUUUUUUCUUUUUAAAUUA